UUGUAACGGAGACGCCAUUUUGCAAGCGUCACUUGGCGGCGUGUCGGGUUUCCGCAUUUUGACCCGAAAUACCCUUAUUAAAAUCAUAAUAUUGUUUUGUUUCGUGUAAUAUGUCGUAUCAAUCAAGUGUAGCGCAGGACUCUUUAGCUGCGGCACAGUUGGAGAUGACCGGUAACCCCAAUGCAUUGGCGUUGCGUCGGCCAUUCGACCCGGUGGCUCACGACUUGGAAGCGAGUUUUCGUUUGACCCGAUUCGCUGACCUAAAAGGAAGAAGCUGCAAGGUCCCGCAAGAUGUUUUGGGAAAAUUGGUGGAAUCACUACAGCAGGACUACUCCCAGCAAGAAGAUCAGUUCAUGCAUGUGGCGAUCCCGCGCAUUGGCAUUGGCUUGGAUUGCUCGGUAACGCCACUCAGGCAUGGAGGACUUUGUUUGGUUCAGACUACUGACUUCUUCUACCCAUUAGUGGAUGAUCCCUAUAUGAUGGGCAAGAUUGCGUGUGCUAAUGUACUAAGCGACUUAUACGCGAUGGGUGUUACUGAAUGUGACAACAUGCUGAUGCUGCUCGGCGUGUCAACAAAGAUGACUGAGAAAGAACGUGACGUUGUCAUUCCUCUAAUAAUGCGUGGAUUCAAGGACUCUGCCCUGGAGGCAGGCACCUCCGUCACUGGAGGACAGACAGUUAUUAACCCCUGGUGCGCUAUUGGUGGGGUUGCUACAACAAUUUGUCAACCUAAUGAAUAUAUUGUUCCUGAUAAUGCUGUGAUGGGCGACGUGCUUGUACUUACCAAACCCCUGGGCACCCAAGUGGCUGUGAACGCUCAUCAGUGGCUGGAUCAACCUGAACGCUGGAACCGUAUCAAGUUGGUGGUAUCUGAAGAAGAUGUGCGCAAAGCUUAUCAUCGUGCUAUGGACUCUAUGAGCCGAUUGAACCGUAUUGCAGCACGCCUGAUGCAUAAAUAUAAUGCCCAUGGUUCUACUGAUGUUACUGGGUUUGGCUUACUUGGUCAUGCACAGAACUUGGCAUCUCAUCAGAAGAAUGAAGUCUCCUUUGUGAUUCAUAAUCUGCCAGUGAUUGCUAAGAUGGCAGCAGUGGCUAAAGCAUGUGGAAACAUGUUCCAAUUGUUACAAGGACAUGCCUCUGAGACUUCCGGAGGACUGUUGAUUUGCUUGCCACGUGAACAGGCUGCUGCAUACUGCAAAGACAUUGAGAAGCAAGAAGGCUACCAGGCUUGGAUCAUUGGUAUUGUUGAGAAGGGCAACCGCACUGCACGCAUCAUUGACAAGCCCCGAGUCAUUGAAGUGCCCGCUAAGGAUUAAAUUAUGUUCAAUUUGAGACAGUUACAAGUUUUAUAUCUCUUACUAUGACUUCAUGAGAACUGGAUAAAUUUAAAAAUUUUAUUUUGAAUUUAUUAUGUAUAACUUGGUUUUAAGUAUUUUAGUUUGAUCUUUGGUUUCCAAUGUUUUCUUGUCAGAUUACAAGUUUUAACUGCAGGCAAUUCUGAUUGGAGAGUUAACCCAUCAAAGACAGCAAGAGGGUUAAAUAUAUGUAAGAAAGCUUUUAGGAAACUCAAUCUAGUGACUAUUUUGGUGUUUAUAAUUAUAGAUAAGGUAUCAUAAUUGAAAUAAGAGAAUAAUUCCAUUAGGUACACAUAACCUAUUUGUUUGCAGCUUGUGGAAUGUUUCUGCAAAUUGUGAGAUAAGUAUAAUUAUUAGAAUAAAGUUAUUUUUCAGUCAA
Helicoverpa armigera (cotton bollworm) is the source of this 1734-nucleotide messenger RNA. RefSeq names its product Selenophosphate synthetase 1 (gene Sps1). Gene Ontology annotation, molecular function: selenide, water dikinase activity; ATP binding. Lineage: Eukaryota; Metazoa; Arthropoda; Insecta; Lepidoptera; Noctuidae. Gene Ontology annotation, biological process: L-selenocysteine biosynthetic process. The record is from RefSeq and is a predicted model, not a curated record. Gene Ontology annotation, cellular component: cytoplasm. The coding region runs from base 111 to 1316 and encodes 401 amino acids. The transcript has a single exon.